AUGUUGGCCCCCGCAGUGACGGCGGUCCGGCGCUGGGUCGAACACCGGUUUGCCAAAUCCUCGAUCAAACGCCUCAGUUUCGUGGUAUCGCUUUUGCUGUGCUUACUGGCAGGCCUGAUCCUCCUAUUCCUGGUAUUUGCCACUGCCUUCCAUGACCAGCUUGGUUUGCUGUAUCUGGAUUGUAACACCAUCGCCCUGAUGCUGGCGUUGGCGAUGUACGCUCCCAACGCCGCACUAGGGUUUGCUGCUGACGCCUAUGGUCCUCCACUUUUACUGGUGGUGGCAGUAGUGCUUUUCUUCCCUGCCUACGCUGGGUUAGCAGUGCUCGUGGCGUCUAUGGAGGACGGAGUGAUUGUUUCAAAGUACUGUCUAGGGACUUGUUUUGCUCUUGUGGGUAUAGCCACUCUGGCGUUAUAUUUCGGCUCCGUACUUACCUGCGCUAAGAUCUACCCUCACCUGAAAGGGAUGGCGAUCUCGCUUCCGGUAACGUGUUUUGGCUUCUCCCUGCUUCUUGGGUCGCAGUUGAUGAAACGAUUCCACAAUCCUGAUGGUCUGCUUGACCUCCAUAAAGUGUUCUGGUUCUUCGCCUGGCUUUACUUGGUGAUUGGAGCGAUGUCCUUUGUGGCCUGUUCAGUGGUGAUGGCAGAACAGGACGUCAUCUUUGAUGAGAUCAUGGUGAUGCCGUCCCCAGAGACAACGCCUGCUCCCUAUGGCGUGGACGGCACUACAACCACUACUGAAACUGAAGAACUGCCACUUUUACCUCAACGGCUGAUUGAACCGAAACACCAUCGGGCGCGGUUUAUUGCGUUCCUUAAAGACGAGCUGACGUGGCUCUUAAUGGUCACUUUAAUCCUCUCCAUUGGCCCCAUGGAGUCCUUCCAGAAUAACUUGGGAAGUAUUCUCAAGAUCCGUGGCGGCAACUUACCUGAUCAAGUCCUGGUGAUGGCGGCGGCUAGUACUGCUGCUAGACUCGUGAUGGGGGCUGCUUCCGACUACUUAUCGCUGCCACUGAGUCCGGUCCAGAUCUGUCGUGUGUGGCUCGUUAUCAUCGCCCUUAUCACUGCCUGUAUCGGUCAGUUGGCCGUCGUCGGCUACCAGGGCGACUUCUCCCCCGUGCUGGUGGUUAAUGGUGUUGGCUACGGGUCGAUGUUUACCUUAUUUCCCGCGCUAGCGUGUGAAGUGUGGGGGGUAGACUUCUUCGGCACCUCAUGGGGGACGUUUAUGAUUGCCCCCGCCGUUGGGUCGGUGGUGUUCUCGUUGUUUUACGGUCACGAAAUGGACCAGGGCAUAGGGCUUGCCCACUACUUCUCGAUCACGCUGGUGAGUCUCUUUGCCAGUGCGGUGUUGUUGUUGAUCACCUGGAAAGUGUUGUGGCGGAAACGGAGGUUUGAUGUGUUUUGA
Molecule: messenger RNA, 1404 nt
Organism: Diutina rugosa
Lineage: Eukaryota; Fungi; Ascomycota; Pichiomycetes; Serinales; Debaryomycetaceae
Exons: 1
Coding region: 1-1404 (467 amino acids)
Biological process (GO): transmembrane transport
Cellular component (GO): membrane
Molecular function (GO): transmembrane transporter activity
Source: RefSeq, a predicted model, not a curated record